Thelazia callipaeda (thelaziosis nematode) is the source of this 1110-nucleotide messenger RNA. NCBI's taxonomy places the organism in Eukaryota, Metazoa, Nematoda, Chromadorea, Rhabditida, Thelaziidae. The record is from the annotation of a GenBank genome assembly.
AUGUCAAUUUUGGCCAAGAUUGCAGAGAUCGAGGCCGAGAUGGCUCGUACGCAGAAAAACAAGGCUACAAUGGGGCAUUUAGGGGUGUUAAAGGCAAGAAUAGCGAAACUGCGACGAGAAUUAAUCACACCAAAAGGUGGAGGUGGUGGUCCUGGUGAAGGCUUUGAUGUUGCUAAAACAGGCGAUGCACGGAUUGGAUUUGUCGGUUUCCCUUCAGUCGGCAAAUCAACUUUACUGUGUAAUCUUGCUGGUGUUUAUUCGGAAGUAGCGGCAUAUGAAUUCACUACUCUUACUACUGUUCCAGGAGUUAUCCGUUAUAAAGGUGCCAAGAUUCAACUUCUCGAUUUACCUGGAAUUAUUGAAGGUGCAAAAGAUGGGAAGGGGCGCGGCCGUCAGGUCAUUGCUGUUGCGCGAACAUGCUCGUUAAUACUUAUGAUAUUAGAUGUUAUGAAGCCAUUACAGCACAAAAAGUUGCUAGAAUUAGAAUUGGAAGGAUUUGGAAUACGAUUGAAUAAAUUACCGCCAAAUAUUUUAUUUAAACGUAAAGAAAAAGGUGGCCUAAAUUUAACUUGUUUGGUGAGCAUCCUCCCUACAUGUACUAUGCUAAAGUCAUUAAUUAUUGUCUACCAUACCCUCUUUAUCAAUUAUACUUCGUUGAAUCUUAUUUAUUUGAUCAGUCCUGCUUCUUUGAUUUACAUGCCAUGUAUAUAUGUUUUGAAUAAGAUCGAUCAAAUCUCGAUUGAGGAACUAAAUAUAAUACGUAAAAUCCCACACUGUGUACCGAUUUCGGCUCACCACAAAUGGAAUUUUGAUGAUUUGCUCGAAAAAAUGUGGAACGAUUUAAAUCUUAUAAGAAUAUACACUAAACCAAAAGGACAGUUACCUGACUAUAAUGCUCCAAUUGUUCUACAAGCUGAAACACGAACUGUCGAUGAUUUAUGCAUGAAAAUCCAUAAAACUCUUCAAAAGGAUUUCAAAUUUGCAUAUGUUUGGGGCAGUUCAGCGAAACACAAUCCACAAAGGGUAGGAAAAGAACACAUUCUAAAUGAUGAAGACGUCGUACAAAUUGUUAAAAAGUUGGUUAUUUUCAUAUUAAUCUAUUUCUUCUAG